Molecule: messenger RNA, 4027 nt
Organism: Scatophagus argus
Lineage: Eukaryota; Metazoa; Chordata; Actinopteri; Scatophagidae
Gene: bcam
Product: basal cell adhesion molecule (Lutheran blood group)
Exons: 16
Coding region: 211-2028 (605 amino acids)
Cellular component (GO): plasma membrane
Source: RefSeq, a predicted model, not a curated record
AGAUUUCUCUCUCCGUGUGUGUGUAUGUGUGUGUGAGUGUGCGCUUGAGAGAGAGAGAGAGAGAGAGCACUCCUUUUGCAGAGAGAGAGAGAGAGAGAAGUCCACAAAGCUUUGGAGCACUGAAAAAGAAGACUCGCUUCUUCCAGAUUUCCACACUCCACAAUCAAAAACAAAGUGAAUACUUUUCCUUCUAAAGUUAGAACAGCGGUCAUGGACGGGAUAGCUCUCGGACGCGCGUCGCUCCUGUGCACCUUGCUGCUCUGGGCAUUUCAAGUAUGCAGUGGUACCGUGACGGUGCAGGUGGCCCCGAAAAUGGAGGUGUUAAAAGGAGACACUGCCAAACUGCCCUGCACAUACAAUGUCUCACCGUCAUCAAGCAACACUGUCGUUGAAUGGUACAUUGAGGAUCAAGGAAUCAGGAAGCGCGUGGCUUUUGGCUCUGAGGGUGGUGCAUUGAAAAGCGAUGAUUCCACCCCUCUGACUGGGCGGGUCACUAUCGGACAGGACUUCACCUUGACCAUCUCCUCUGUUCAACCCACCGACGAGCUUGUCUUUUACUGCCAGGUCACGGCCGGCCCUGCUGGGGUUGGAGCUGAGUCCACCAUGCUCAAAGUCUUCUUUGCGCCCGAGAAGCCAGAACUUACAAGGCCGUCAAGUCAGGCCAUUUCUGUGGGAGAAACUACCAGCUCCGAGAUUGGUACCUGUGUGACAAAGAAUGGACAUCCCCAGCCAAGGAUUAUCUGGUUCAAAGAUGGCCAGCCCCUGCCUGAAGUCAAGGACAAGCGAGAGAAGACCUACAUGAUCCCCUCGCUGGUGAAGGAGGCCUCGGGUCUCUACACUGUUAAGAGCACCCUGUACAUGCAGCCCACCAAGGCAGACAAGGACUCUGUGUUCCAGUGCACCGUAGAGUACAGCAUGCCGGGAGAUCAGAUCAAACAGAAGAAGUCCGACACCAUCACCAUCAACCUCAACUAUCCCUCUGAGAAAGCGACGUUUUCCCUCCUCAACACCGAUCCAGUCAAAGAGGGCGACACUGUUACCAUGAAGUGUGAGACUGAUGGAAACCCUCAGCCUGAGUUUGACUUCACUAAAGACGACGAAGCAGUCAGAGGUCAGGGUGGUCUCCUGACGCUGAAAUCUGUCAAGCGCACAGACAGUGGUGUUUACAAGUGCACGGCCAUAGAUUUCGAUAACCUGGAAGCCGACUUGAGUGGAACAAUCCCUCUGACUGUCCAAUACAUUGACCCAGUGACCGUGACUCCUGUCCAACCUCAAGUUGUCAUGCUUGGAGACAAGGUGGAGUGGCAGUGUAAGACCAAGGCCUCCGCCCCACAUACCGUUCAAUGGAAAAAGGGCUCUGAGGUGCUCUCUCAGGACGGCACAUUGUCAAUACAAGAUGUUUCCUAUGAUAAAGCUGGAGAGUACAUGUGUGUUGGAGCGGUGCCAUCUGUGCCAGGACUGACAGCCCAGGCUAGUGUCAACCUCACCGUCAAAGGAAAGCCGAUGAUCGAGACUCCCACAGUUGGAGAGGUGGGGAAGGAAGGAGACAUGGUGACCCUGAAGUGCUCAGCCUACGGCUCUCCAGCCCCUCAGUUCACCUGGAAGCCCUCUGGAAAGGAGUCAGUAUCAGUGGAAGGUAACAAGGUGGUGAGCACCGUGACCCUUCAAGCCACAGCCGAGGUCAUGAAGGCCGGGGUGACCUGCGAGGUCUCCAACGAGUACGGAACAGAUAGCAAGACCUUCCUGGUAUCUCUCAAAAGAGCUGACAACUCGGCCGACAGAGCCGACAAGCAGCAGGGAGGCUCCAGCGGGGUGGUGAUAGCCGUGGUGGUCUGUGUUUUGCUGCUCCUGCUGCUGGUGACCCUCAUCUACUUCCUGAACAAGAAGAGCAAACUGCCCUGCGGCAAGAAGGACAAGAAGGAAGUGGCCAGCGGAGAUGUGAAGAACGACAUUGUGGUGGAGAUGAAGACCGACAAGGCCAACGAAGAGGCCGGUCUCCUCAACAAGAGACCGUCCGCCGAACAGUGAUGAAACGAGACAAUGAAAGUAACCGACAGAGGGAUGAAGGGAAGGAGGAGAACAGUUAUGAACACAACAGGGCUAAUUUUUAGUUACAACACUAGACUGAAGGUGGGGGGACAACAAGAAGUGAAACAUGGACAUUGGUUUGUUUUGGGGACCUCGGGAAGCUCGCCAUAUUUGGCAUUGGGGUGUUGUUGUUUUAUAAUCUGGAGUAGACCUUUCACAAGGAGUUUCUACUGCUACGUUUGUUUGUUUGUUUGUUUUUUUAAGAUUUUUUUCUUUCUGCCAUUUAUUUAGACAGCUAGACAGAGACAGGAAAGACUGACACACUCCAAGCACAGUGGCACAAUCUCUCUUAUGUACCCCAAAUGAAACACAAAAUGCCAUUAAAACACUGUGUUUUUCUGUGAGUGUGUAUGUCUGCACGCAAGUGUAGCACUGAGCGUCUAUUCUGUCUCGGAGUCUUGCACUUAAAUCUUGCUCUCUCCACUGGGUAUAUUGGGAAAAAAUAAUCGCAGGCUGCCAUUCUUGUUUUAAUCACCUCGAUAACAAGUGAUGAUUUACGCUCACAACAUUUAAUCCCGAAGCACACUAUUCGGCACACAUUGCUGUCACAUUUCCGCUCACAUAAGCUCUCAGUUUGUUUUACUGCUGUUUGCGUAAUUGAAUUUUUGCCACCUGUGAAUGUUUAUGUUUUUUUGUUUUAUUUCCCCCAAUAUCCCUAAUUAGCCUUCCACAGAAGCAGCCCAGGCAUUUAAUAACACCAAUCCUUUCUCUAAAAUUGCUCGCCUUUUUAAAUCCAGCUUAAAAACCACCAAGCAAGCAGGCUAUUAGGUUGUACAAAUUUGUUCUUGCCAUUUCCAGCAUGCUUGUAUAUUAUGUUAGUACAUCAGUUGUUCACUUGUUUUCCUUUGUUUUCCUUUUUUCUCUGUAAAUCCAAAUACUGAUUACCCUGUCUAUCAAGCAGGAGGUGCACUGUGCAGGACGUGGCGUUCAAAGAGUCUGUGGUUACUAAGCUGCUGGUCUGGGACCAUAAUUACCACCAUUUCUUAUCAAUUCAUUCGCAGCCUUUCAGUCAUCUACUCCUGGAUGAAGCCAAAGAACAGCACACAGCAGUUAGAAAGCCCAGCCGUCAUCAGCUUUCAGUGUAGUAUUGGUCGAAUUUGGUGAAAUGGUCGACAGCCUCAUGCUGUGGCCUGCUGUGUUUUCACAUGACAACAAAAUGAAACGUUUCACAGGCUGCAGCGCGGGAGCCACACGUUCACCUGUUAGGAGAAAUGACUGGCACAGGUUCAUUCUCGCUUGAGGGAAGGGAAGGGAAGGGAAGGUGUGGGAGGGAUCGGGGGUUGUUGGUGCGUACGAUUUACUUUUUUGUUUUUAACCAGAUGAAAACAUUUUGAGCGUCACAGCAGGAGUGUUUCUGUGUUUAGGUACACUGGCGUUUCUGUCUCUCCCCUACAGUGUCGGCAGGCCACAGAAGUUUGACAGCAGCUUGAUGCGCCUUUUUACUUUGUUGUACACUGGAACCAAUGGCCUUGAUUAUUAUUUUUAAUGGGUCACCUCAAACCACUAUCUCUGUCCACAAGACUUAUUUUAUUUUUAAAUGUCUGUCUACUGAUCUUGCCAUAUUGACUGUUAGCAAACCUGUGAUGGCAGGGGAAGAUAGAUAAGUGAACGUUGUUCUUUGAUUUUAAUGUUUUAUAUAAAAAUAUUGUGUUAUAAAAGUUGUUUUUUUAGACAGGGGAUUCUUAAUUUUGGAACUACUGAGUUUUGUUUUUCCCAUGCCUUUCCAUUUGCUCUGAGAGAUGAGAGAAAUGUUGUUGUGUUUUUUUAAUUUAGAAUUCUUUUUAUGAGAUAUUCUCAGUGCUUUACUUCUCUCUCUCUGUACUGUAUACUGUAUAUUUUGUGGUACGCUGUUGUGGUGUGUUGAUGUAUCUUUUUAUUUUGUUCCAGCUGUGUAGAAUUUAUAAUGAAAAAGUUCAAGAAAACCCAUCACAACCCCAUA